This is a messenger RNA of Linum trigynum, 4825 nucleotides long. NCBI's taxonomy places the organism in Eukaryota, Viridiplantae, Streptophyta, Magnoliopsida, Malpighiales, Linaceae. The record is from the annotation of a GenBank genome assembly.
CGCAUUAUAAAACAACCAAACAAAAUACACCGCCCAACGGGCGGGUAAAAAACUAGUUUAGUUGAAAGCCUUUGAUUGGUGGAGGAAUCAAUGCAAGAGGGAGGGGAAAGAACAAGAGUAAAGUUUUUAUUGUUGUUAUUUUUUUAAUAAAAAAAUAUGCCAAAAUUUAUAUUAAUCUAUGUGCCACAAUUAAGUUAUUGAUUUUUAUUAAAUUGUUUUUGAAAAGAUUUUGCUAUUAAUUUAUUUAAAACGAGAGAUUUAGUUAUUAUAUUGUAUUUACUCUAUUUUUAUAGGUAGAAGAGGCGGGUAUGAUUUUCGUGCGAGAGCCAAAACAAAUUUUUUGAACCUAAGUAAGAUUUUAAGCCAAAAAAUUCUCCCUCAUAUAAUCUUGAACAACUAUAUUAUGACGAACAUGCCUUUUGUCAAAGCCGAAACGACUAUAUUAUGACGAACAUGCCCUUUUGUCAGCUCGCUGUGUGAUUAUUGCUAUCUAUUGUAACAAAAUUAUUUGUCAUUAAACAAUUCAGGAAGGCAUAAUAUGACAAAAGCUACUCUGACGAUAUAAUUUGUCACUUUUGUGUCUCUUACAUUCCGAUAUGGGAUGUCUAUUUUGAAAAACUUAAUUGUGACACGAAAUAUUUGUCACAUUACUCACUUUAAAUGACACACUAUUCUGACAACAAGAAAUUUGUCACUAUUGAGUCUCUUACAUCUCGAUAUGGGACGCUUGUUUUGACAAAUAAAUUGUGACACGAAAUAUUUGUCAUAUUACUCACUUUAAAUGGCGAAUUAUUCUGACAACAACUAUUUUGUCACAUUGGGCAUACCAAAUAGGACAUAUAUUAUUUUUGUCAUAUCACCGUACCUAUUGUGACAAACAGAAAAUGACGAAAUGAAAAUUUUGUCCUAAUAGGCCGAAUUUGUUGUAGUGCGCGCAACAUAGCGAUGACCGAGGUGCUCACCUCAAAGUUGUUGGCUGGGACAUGAGGGUGCUGAAUGGGCGACCUCAUGUCCGCAGCUUUGGCGGUCCAGUAGUACCCAAUGGUUUGCUCCUCAGGAAGGACCACAUCAUGGUUGCACCCUUAAUUCUUAUCCGUUUGCGGCUAGUAGUCGUGUAUUUUUUGCCCAUUUUACGCUGGGUUGUGCUACUUUGUCAUAUUUCAGGUCUCAGACGUCGAAGGAAAGGCUAAGCACGAGAUUCGAGGCAUUUGGAGGUCAUUCGGUCGAGCUGGGGGCAAAACACGGGCAGGAGGCCUGAAGAACAUGACCGUGUACAGAAACAAGCACGCCAGUGUUUUUAUGUGCGAGAGCUGAACUGAUGGAAAAUCAAAACACAGGCUGGCCUAAAGAAAAACACGGUCGUGUCCAUAUUUAGGCACGACCGUGUGUUGGCCGACGCGGGCGUGUUUUUAACACGUGGCAAGGACACGGAUGAGCAAAAGCAAAACACGGUCGUGCCCUCGAUCGUGUUUUGCCCAAAAUCGGAUUUUUGAGGCAGAUUCGAGCCAAAGGAGAGGGAGUCGACUUUUUGGAGGAAAAACAGAGUUUUAGAGAGAGAAAGUGUGAAGAACAAACCCUAAGAGCUAUUUGGAGUGGAUUUCUCACCAUUGAAGCCCAGAUUGCAUCCCCAGGAGUGAAGAUUGACAUCCCAGAGCUGAUUUUCCUCAUCUUUAUGAGUAUGACUAAUCCAAUUUCUGUUUUUCUCUCUCUCUAUGGAGUAGAACUUUCUCUCACUUGGUUAUGAAGAACCCUAGUUCCAUGUGUUAGGAAUCUUGAUUGUAAUUACGUUUAGAUUGUGAUAUUGCUUGAUUGUAAUCAAUUAAAGUGUUUUGAUUGAGUCAAUUGAAGUCUGAUCAUCUUUUAUUGAUUUCUGCUGCAACUUGAGAUAGAUAGAAUCUGAUUAGGUUGUUAGAGCUUCUUCAUUCGGUAGUAGUGAAUCAAUUAUACGAGAGUUGGUCGAUUCACUGCUUUGUACUAGAAUCCAAUUCCAGUAGUGGAAUUCUCUAGGUUCAUUGCCUCAGCGUUCUAUCCUAGUGAAGACUAGUCGUCUGCCGGGUAGUUUGACUGAGAGGGCUUGGUCAGCUUAAGAGAUUCCAAGCCACUGUCGGAUCUUCCGCAGUAUAAUCAGCAGUAAAGCAACCAAAAGUAAUUACAACUGUGACCUAACUAAGGAGCUAGGGGGACUCAUUCCCGAGUGACUCUUCCUUUGCUUUAGAAAACCGAACCAUUUCCUGCUUUCUUACUGCUUUUACUUAAAUCAACAAUCAAUCAACUUAGUUUGCUAGAUAACGGAUAUACACGUAGUAAGCAGUAGAUCUAGACCCCGGGUUGAUAAUUAGAGCUUGCCUGUUACUCAUGGUCCAGGAUACCGGAUCGGACCGGCCGGUUGAACCGGAAACCGGACCAAGUCCGACACGAUAGGAGAGCCCAGCGAUUUUUUGUGUGUCGGCCGGUCCAAACAAAACAACCCUAACCGAUUGAAUUCCAUCCGUCCAAACAAAACAACCCUAACCGACGAAAUUCAUUCGUCUUCUUCCUUUGUCCUCCCACCCUACUCGUACUCCCAGCAACUGCCGAAAAGGUGAAAACCCUUCCAGAGCCUGCCUCCGUCCCCAACUCGUCGAGAAACAACAGCAGCCGGCGACUCCGUCUGUCCGUCUCUGCCUCCUUCACUUCCUCACUUCCUCCCCGACUCCGUUCGUUCUCGACUCGCCGAGAAACAACAGCAGCCGGCGACCCCGACUUGCUGAGAAACAGCAGCAGACGGAACGAAACAUUCCUCCAUUGUAGACGUCCGCCGCCGUAACAUUGAGUUCAAGCAUUCAAGAUAAAUGGAUUCCAUAUUCCAUUUUGUCCCGUCACUUUAUGACAAAUUAACAACGUUAAUCAAUCACCUAUGAAAAUGAAAUAGUAAGCGAAUAGAUGGGUUGAUUUUGAAAUGUUGUGGACGAUUAAUACUUGAUUUUUUAUUGUUGCAUAGUUUGUUGAUGGUUAUGUUACCUAUGUCUAUUUAGCAUAUUUUGUUUUGUUGUCCAGUAUAUUUCGGUUUUAUCCGGUAUUAGUUCGAAACGGUACCAUGAUUUUGCCGGUACGGUUUUUUAACAAAAAUAUUUUUUUUUGUUAUCAAACGGUAUUUUACCCGUACAUAACGGUUGUACCACGGUCGUACCACAAAAUACCCUACCACAAACGAGUCCGGUAUGAUUUCCGGUACGGUUUCCUGAACCAUGUUGUUACUGCAUUUCCGGACUGCGAUUACGCUUUGUCGCAGUUUGGUGUUGUGUUUUGGCAUGUCAAGUUUUUGGCGCCUUUGCCGGGGAACCUAUAGGUUAUUGGAGAAACGUGGAAGUUUGUUACUCUAGCUUCUUCUUUACUGCCUUUUCUCUCUUCCACCUGUGUGCCUUCACGGGUUGCUUUUGCUGAUUGUGUGCAGGUAGUGCAUGACCCGUAGCUAGUCGGGAGAUUUACUACCAUUAGACCAAGAGCUUGAACGGACCUGUAGGAACUUCAAGCGGGCUCUAAAGGCGCGACUGGCUGCGGAGGAGGUGCUAGCACAACUGCAAAUCGCCGACGAAGAAGAGAUGGGUGACCCACAUAACAAAGAUGUGGUCAUUCCCGAGGAACAUACAAUAGGGUACUACUGGACCGCCAGAGCCGCGGACAUGAGGUCGCCCAUUCAACACCCUUAUGUCCCAGCCAACAACUUUGAGGUGAGCACCUCGUUCAUCACUAUGUUGCGUGGCUCGGUAGUAUUCCGUGGCAAAGAGGGGGAGUGCCCCCGAUCACAUCUGAGGCGAUUCCACGAGCUCAUCGAUGGAAUCAAGAUAAAUGGGGUCCCAGCCGAUGCCAUCCAGCUGAGGUACUUCCCAUUCACUUUGGAGGGGCAGGCCAAGGAGUGGCUGGACACCAGGCCCCCUGGAUCGAUCACCACGUUCGCCAACCUGGCAGACAAGUUCCUCACUCGCUACCAUCCUCCGUCCAAGACGACGGACAUGCAGAAGCAAAUUACCCACUUUGCUCAAGACGAAGAUGAGACCAUUCGGGAUGCUUGGGAGAGAUACACCAGUCUCUUCCUCAAGUGUCCCAACCAUGGUUUUACUGACGCCUUCAAGGUGGGCACCUUUUACCAUGCCCUCUUCCCGGAGAAGAAGCAGCUGAUUGACUGAGUCUGUGGCGGGAAUAUGCUCACCAAAACACCGCCACAGCUGAAUCACCUCUUUGAAGAGAUGGCAAAGCAGGGCUAUGACUGGGGAAAUGUGAGGAGAUCGAGAUGAGCACCAGGGAGGGGUGUGAUUGCUGUAGCCAGCGAGUCAUCUGAUUUGGUGCAGGUGGUAUCGUAACUGGUUUCAGCCAGCGAUCGUUCUGGGAUGAUUUCAGGUACAUGACAGCAGCAGGCGAUGCACUACCAGUGGUGUGACAGCACCCAUCACACCGUGGAGGACUGUCAGGCGAUGAGGGAGUCGUCUAGUCCCCAGGAGCAGGUGAACUUCAUCAACAAUGCCAGGCGCAACGAUCCUUUCCGUAAUACCUACAAUGAGGGAUGGCGCCAACAUUCCAAAACCACCUAGCUUCGAGACUCCUGCAGCUAGUUUUCCAAACCAGAGGCAGUCAUACCAGCCUCGCCCGGGCCAGAUGCAGCAAUAACAACCACUCUAUCAGCCCAGAUAGGGGCAGGCUUUUCAAAAGCCCCACAGCAGCAGUACCAGCAACCUGGUGCACCUUCAUCAGUCCGAGCACCGGGCGAUCCCGUGUCGGAACUGAGGGAUCUAGUGACUACCUUGGCGAGCACUAGUACACAAAAGUUUAAUAAAUUGGAGCAAUUCAU